Molecule: messenger RNA, 1951 nt
Organism: Cryptococcus deneoformans JEC21
Lineage: Eukaryota; Fungi; Basidiomycota; Tremellomycetes; Tremellales; Cryptococcaceae
Product: efflux protein EncT, putative
Exons: 7
Coding region: 208-1809 (533 amino acids)
Biological process (GO): transmembrane transport
Cellular component (GO): membrane
Molecular function (GO): transmembrane transporter activity
Source: RefSeq, a predicted model, not a curated record
CGAUCCGUCCCCGCCCCCCCUACCCCACAUCCCAUACACAAGGGACGCUUUAGCCCCAGCAUGAAAAGGCUUACCAACCGCCUCGGCUACAAGGCCAGCCAGCCAGUUCUCCAAGCCCGACCGUCGGCCAGGUAUAUAUAAAGCACGUCCUUUCAGCCCCUCUGGACAUCAUGUACCCAAGAACGGUGAAACAACGAGAGCCCAGCCAUGUCCGCCAUGACCCCGCACGACAAGACGUUUUCACCCACGCCUACUAUCCAAAGCAUUACCAACAAUGAUCCUGUCCUCAAAAAAUCCUCUUUAGACGAAAAGAGCCUUCCUGCUGAAUCGACACUGGGCAACACUGAAACGCAAAACAAGCCCAAUGUCCUCGCUUCCUUGGGACCAGGAAGGAAAAACCUUUUAUUGUUAUGCUUCUGCCUCUCUAUGUUUAUCGAUGCAGCCGGUGUGAGCGCUACAUUCCUGAUGACGGCACCUAUCGCCAGCGACCUCGGCAUCCAAAUGGGUGAUCAAGCUUGGAUCUUGGGUACCUACUCACUAGCAUUCGCUUCCACCCUCUUAUUCGCAGGCCGUGUGGCCGACCUCUACCCACCUCACCGCGUUUACACUUUUGGUUUCAUCGGUAUCGCCGUCUUCUACUUGAUCAUCUCGUUUAUGAACGAUCAAUAUGCCUUUUUCGUGUUGCGUGCCAUUUCUGGACUUUUGGCCGUCAUGACGAUCCCGAGUUCGAUCAAUAUGAUCAUCCAAAUGUACCCAGAACCAAAUGAACAAGCCAAGAAACUGGCAUUGUUCGGUAUGGCCGCUGCUCUUGCAAACACCAUUGCCCUUGUCUUGGCGGGUGUCUUCUUACUCGCGUCCUGGAGAUGGUACUUUCGCUUCAUCACCAUCAUCAUCGCCCCAUUCUCUGUCCUCGCAUGGUUCCUCAUGCCCCAAACAGAAGCCACGGCCGAAGAUCUCCCGGGCACCGCCAAAUUCAAACGGAUGGACAUUGUCGGCGUCCUCCUCUUGAUCGCUUGCCUCGUCCUCUUCAUCCUCGGCUUCACCCAAGCCGCCACCGACGGCUGGAAUUCCGCCAUCUUCAUCGCCCCUUUCAUCGUCUCCAUCUUCCUCCUCGUUGCUUUCCUUGUCUGGGAACACUACAUGCCGCGAGGGUAUUCGCUGCUCCCACACGAUAUCUGGAGUUUCCCCAACAUCUUCCCGCUCAUCUUCCAGGCAUCGGCGGUAUUCAUGUGGAUGGCCUGCGCCCAACUCCGGCUCGCUACAUUCUUCCAAGAAACACUGCACGAUUCAGCGAUUAUGGCAGCCGUCAAGCUUCUUCCCAUGGGAAUCACCGCCCUCAUCGUCGGCGGGCUGACACAGGCCGUGCCGCAACUGAUUAUGAGGCCGCGGUACGUGCAGCCCGUCGCGUCGGCGCUCUGUUUGGCGGGCAGUUUGCUUUUCGCGUUUAGUGAUGGUGGAUCGGGGGACAAGUAUUGGAGGUUUUUGUUCCCGGGACAGGUUAUUGGGACGGCGGGCGCGAUGAUUGUCUUUGUCGGUAUGAAUACAUCCAUCAUCCAAGCGUUCCCCCUCGAAUUCGCAGGCGUCGGUGGUUCCUUUGCCAACAUCAUCUUCCAAGUCGGCGGUGUCAUCGGUAUCGCCGUCCAAGACGGGCUCGUUGGUACCGGUGCGGACGCAGCUACAUCCUGGACAGGGUCAAGAAACUCGUACUUUUUCACGGGCGGGUACAUCAUGUUGACGGGACUGGUGUUUGUGGUGUGGUACAGGCAAAAGUUGAUGCCGAAAUUGGACGGGCUGGUGGUGGCUGUUUAAUGGGUUUCAUCGUCGUGUUCUGUAUGCCACAGUCGGUGUCACUGUGUUUUCGUAGAGUGGCUUCAAAUAGAUUUUUACGAUUUCGAUUUGUAACUUUAGAGUAAUUAUAAUAGAUUCAUGAAUCAUGGAUUGUUCGUAUCUC